Molecule: messenger RNA, 1555 nt
Organism: Aspergillus aculeatinus CBS 121060
Lineage: Eukaryota; Fungi; Ascomycota; Eurotiomycetes; Eurotiales; Aspergillaceae
Exons: 4
Coding region: 291-1256 (321 amino acids)
Source: RefSeq, a predicted model, not a curated record
GUCUACUUCCUUCUGCUGCCACGACUGAAAAGAUCCUCUUUCGGCUCGCAUUUCCGCGCUACCGCUCCUGAACGCCUCUACUUCUUCUCCCUUACCACCAUCACCACCAUUAUCCACUCCUCCGUCCCCCCUCCAGGUUUUGGUUCCAGAGUCCACAGUCCGCAACAGCCCCGUUCUUUCAGGACAAGUAACUGUGGUGGAGGCGCAACUUUCAAGCCAUCAAUUCGAAAAGGGUCCAGACUGGAUCCAGAGUAUGAAAGGCGGAGAAAUUACCCAGUCACCAAUUCAGGAUGAAUGGUUCCCUGCCUCCCGUUUCUUCCAUUCCCUCGACUACCUCCACCAUCAACAACAACAACAACACCACCACCACCACCACCACAACAACAACAGCAACAGCAACAACCUCUUCUACUUCCACGACCGCCAACAACACCACCACCACAACACCCACCCCUACCAUCUCUUCUUCGUCUUCUUAUAAAAACAAGUUUAAACCUCGAAAAUCUGAGGAUUGGACUUCUUAUCGGGAGAUCAUUCAAAGUCUUUACCGCGAUGAUCACUUGAAGCUUCGUGAUGUGAGGCAAUAUAUGCUCGAAAAUCAUAGCUUUGAAGCAUCAGAAAAACAAUACAAAGACCGCCUGGCUGCGUGGAAUGUUCGCAAAAACAUCAAGGCCAAAGAAGUCCAUAUCAUGCUCCGCAAGCAACAAAGGCGAGCUGCAGAGGGCAAGCGGACGGCGUUUCGAGUGGCUGGCAAGACGGUCGACACGAAGCGCAUCUCCCGCUUUGUCCGUAGAUAUGGCACCCACUGGGAAUUGGAUGAUGCUCGUGAGAGCGUCCAUCCACAUACCAUCCACCCGAGCGUGGAGAAUCAACCAGCGAUUCCGCAAACGCAGCAAGAGUUACACCAAAAUCUUCCCACCAGCCCUGAGCCAGAGACCCCUACAGACAUCGAAUACUACACACCGGAGCCCGAUGAGAGAGCUGUGACCCUGUCGCCCUCGACCGAGACGCCAUCUCGUUUUCACGAUGAAAAGCUCAAGCUCGAGCCACUCCCCGAGCCGGAAGUGGACCAUACCCAACCUCUACCGGUUUCACCUACUCCCUCCGCGCCACCCAAGCCGCUAUCCAACCCCCUCCCUGAUGAAGACUACUGGAAGGCGCUCGAUGUGUUUCAAGGCCAACUCUUGACUCUGUCCAGGACGCUUGACCAGACCAUGUCUCAAUUCACUUCUCCGCAUGACGAUCUAUCACAGUAAUGUCCCUUCUUCGAAUCGCAAAUACCCCUCUGGCCGAUGACCUGCCGCUUCCACCAGUCACACCUUCGAUGGUAUGAUAUGUAUGUUUGGAGACUGUCCGGCCCUUGAUGCACGUUUCUCACCUUGCUGCUCUAAGCCCAGGCAAUUCAAUUAGCUUGUCUUGUGCUUCAGAUGAUGUUGUGAUCACUACCAGUUCAUCGCCACUUCGCGUCCUCCAUCACUCCCCACUGUCAUACUUACAACUUCACAUGUCCUUUUUUCUUACUUUGCAAAUUGCCUACUAUAUAGAGCAUCUAUGG